AUGCCUCACACACAACCGGCUCUAAUUCCUUUGACCAUCGGUAGCAGCAGCGCAAGCACGACAACCACAAUUGCAGCAGUACACACUUCACCUGACUCUGAGCAUAACGGUUCUAAAUCUUCUACGGGUUCAUCUCUGCCACUUUCGUCCGAGAACAAUAUUAAUUCCUCAGCUUCUAACCUAGUAUCUAUAGUCGACUCGAGUUCCAUGCCUUCGUCUGCCAUUAGUCGAUGCUCUGCGGAGGCCAAACUGUUUUCUGUCUCUGCGCCAGGAAAGCCUCCUAAUGAAUGGUUGAGAUCGGAAGAGGCGUUGCGGAGGGGUCAGGAAGGAAUCGAGAAUUAUGGCUUAAAGCAAGCCCGAUUAAAUAGGAACUUUCCCUUACGAGCUAACCCUUUCGCCACGGCCUCGCCUCCUGCAAUACGAUGUACACCUAAUGCUGUUGGCAGUCCACAAAGUAUAGGUGGGCUGAAUUCUUUCUUCAAAGCUCACGCCAUUGUCAUUAGUAGCCAUAAUGCAUUUUAUUCUUCUUUUAACAACACUAAAAUCAUCACAAAUUUUUUAUUUGUCAUUGCUAUUUGUCUUGAUUCUGCGGGUCUCGCUUCUGAGCAAGUCUUGUCAGCGAUCACUCGACGCAAUUGA
This is a messenger RNA of Protopolystoma xenopodis, 639 nucleotides long. The record is from the annotation of a GenBank genome assembly. Lineage: Eukaryota; Metazoa; Platyhelminthes; Monogenea; Polystomatidea; Polystomatidae.